This is a messenger RNA of Maylandia zebra (zebra mbuna), 5190 nucleotides long. It is a transcript of the gene pth1r, whose product is annotated as parathyroid hormone 1 receptor. Gene Ontology annotation, biological process: cell surface receptor signaling pathway; intracellular calcium ion homeostasis; adenylate cyclase-activating G protein-coupled receptor signaling pathway. The record is from RefSeq and is a predicted model, not a curated record. NCBI's taxonomy places the organism in Eukaryota, Metazoa, Chordata, Actinopteri, Cichliformes, Cichlidae. Gene Ontology annotation, cellular component: plasma membrane. Gene Ontology annotation, molecular function: peptide hormone binding; G protein-coupled peptide receptor activity; parathyroid hormone receptor activity.
UCUGGAGACGCUUUCUCAACACGAGGAACUUCAAGUUUUGCGCUUACUCUGCGAACAAACACGCGUUUGCGAAUUAUCUGUCCGUCAGGGUGAAUUUGGGUUUCUCUUGAUAGUAAGUAGCCUAAAUUAUUCAGACCAAGUUGGCGUUUUUCCUCCUUUCUGAAGCUUUUCACAUCACCAUCGGUAGCUUAAACAGAUCCACAGAGUUCCAUACAUGCCGUUUCUGUCUGUCACGGUGGAUAGAUUUAUAAUUCGGCACGGUUUGUGGACAUGACAACUGAUACACUACCGUUUUGUGCUUUUAUUAAUUUAUAAGAAAAAAAGAAGAAGAAAGAAAAAGACCGGUAACCAGGGGUAGCGAACACGCGUACAGUGAUUGAGUUGAAACACGCAAAUCAGACACUUCUAUUAAAAGUUUGAAAUUUCACGCUCCGCUCUUUCACUUGGCUGCCAUUUACUGUUAAAUGCACAAAGUAGACCCUGUCUGCGAUCCUUCUGCUCCACUGCCGCCCUGCACGAUAGAUCCGUGCGUUGUUGAUGGUGACAUGAGUCACAGGAUUGAAGUUGUGAAAUUCAGCAGCGACUGGUGAUGGAAUGAUACGUUUCGGGCUUAUUUUUGUACAACGCUGAUCUAACGCUUGGAAAAGAAUACUGGAAUAAGCCGCAAGGCGCACAGCUCCAUACUGAAGUGUUUAAGUUAGUCUGAGGGGGAAAUUUAAAAGACCUAAAAAUACAGCGUCGGUUUCUUCCCUACAAAGAAUCAUUUGAACUUCCCACCGCAGAGCUAGGGCGACAUAAAUAGUUCUGACAUGUGGAUGUAAUUUCAGAAGAGGAAAAAAGACAGAUGCAGAGAAAUAAAGAGAGCAGACUGAGCCGGAGCAUAUAGUAGAUUAUAGGAAAUUAAAUCGAGGGCAAAGCGAGGCGAUUACAGAGUUAUGAUUUCACAAGCCAUCAUAAGCAUCGAGAGGCCAGAUGGAGUGAAAAAACACAACUCGUUCCACUUUGAAGAGAGUUAAGUAGAUUAAAUAAUUUCAUCCGAGCUCAAUCAGCAUCUGUCUGAGCCCUGCAAGGACUCUUGGAGGUAGAGUUGCCUCAGGUCAGGGAUGGGAUCCUCUCUGCUUCUCCGCAAUCUGGACUUUCUACUCAUCUCUCUACUCAGCGGUUUAUGCCUGGUUUACACCGAUGAUGUGCUGACAAAAGAGGAACAGUUAGAGUUUUUGUACAGAGCCAAGCAAAAAUGUGAGGCCAUCAUCAAGGCAAAGCAGAGGAUUCCUGAUGGUUUCUGCUCACCAGAUUGGGAUGGCAUUGUUUGUUGGCCUGAAGGGCCUCCUGGGAAAAUAUCCACUCCCUGUCCAGAGUAUAUCUUUGACUUCAACCAUAAAGGAUUAGCACACCGUCAGUGUGACAGCAAUGGGAUAUGGCAGCUGGCAGCAGCCAACAGAACAUGGGCCGAUUAUACUGAAUGUUCAAAACACCUCCCCGAAUAUAACCCAAGCUAUCAAAUGGACGUCUUUCACCGUCUGUAUCUCAUUUACACGGUUGGGUACUCGGUCUCUUUGGGGUCGCUCAUGGUGGCUGUGGUCAUUUUGGGAUAUUUUCGACGGUUACACUGUACCAGGAACUACAUCCACAUGCACCUCUUUGUGUCCUACAUGCUAAGAGCUAUAAGCAUUUUUGUAAAAGACGUUGUUCUCUACUCCGGAUCGACAUUAGACAUGGAAGGAGUCAGUGUGGAAGACAUCAAGUCUAUUUCUGAAGCCUCACAAACCGACAAAACGCAUUUUAUUACCUGUAAGGUGGUCGUGACCUUGUUUAUGUACUUCCUGGCAACUAAUUACUACUGGAUUCUCGUGGAGGGUCUCUACCUCCACAGUCUCAUUUUUAUGACCUUCUUCUCCAAUAGAAAGUGCCUGUGGGGAUUUACUGUGAUUGGAUGGGGUGUACCAGCUGUGUUUGUAACCAUUUGGGCAACUGUGAGAGCCAUGUUUGCAGACACAGAGUGUUGGAACCUAAGCGCAGGCAAUUUUAAAUGGAUAUAUCAAAUGCCCAUCGUGGUUGCUGUAGUGAUUAAUUUUCUGCUAUUUCUGAACAUCGUCCGAGUCCUGGCAACUAAACUGCGAGAAACAAAUGCUAGAAGGUGUGACACCAGACAACAGUACAGAAAACUGUUGAAGUCCACGCUGGUGCUGAUGCCUCUGUUUGGCGUCCACUACAUCAUAUUCAUUGCCAUGCCAUAUACAGAGGUGCAUGGGAUUCCAUGGUUGAUCCAAAUGCAUUACGAGAUGCUCUCAAACUCCUUCCAGGGAUUCCUAGUGGCAAUUAUAUACUGCUUUUGUAAUGGAGAGGUGCAAGCUGAGAUAAAAAAGUCCUGGAGCAGGAGAACUCUAGCCCUGGACUUCAAAAGAAAAGCUCGAAGCGGCAGUAACACUUACAGCUAUGGACCUAUGGUAUCACACACCAGUGUUACCAAUGUCACUGCCAGAGGACCGCUGGGCCUCCACCUCACCACGAGGCUGGGACCGGCGCCUGUGAAUGGGCACAGGAACCUCCCUGGGUAUGUGAAAAAUGGCUCCGUGUCAGAGAACUCUAUACCGUCAUCGGGACAGGAGCUCCACAUUCCAGCCGAAGAGCAUUCUGCGCAUACUCGGCCUUGUGAGGACGAAAAACCCUCGCCCGUGGUUGAGGAGGAGAGGGAGACAGUCAUGUGACCUGCAGGACGCUGUCUUUGUCGGUGAAAAUCGAGGAAAGAAAAUCAUCACGAAACAGUCUCAGGAUGCCUGCAUGCAUCGACACUGCCAGUUUUUUUCUCCUGUGAAUUGAGCCGGAACAUUGCCAAGCGAUGAGGCUCGAGGCAGAAAGGCCGUAUCGCUUUUGCGGGCUUAUUUGAUGGGUGAUGACUGUCGUUGUUGCAGCAAAUAACUCUUUCACCAACCGCCUGCCACACUGAAUGUGUAAAAUGUUGAGAAGAGGAUUGCCGUUCUUUACUUCUUAUUCACUGCCAUAACUGUUGUUAUCCUUCAUUUAUGUUUCCUCUGGAAGCAAUCAUCUUGUGGUCAUUUUUUUUUGUGCAUAAGUAAAAACUGGGGUUUUGUAGUUACUACAAUGGCCAAGAAUACCCUUAAUCACCAAAGUAAAGCCAGGUGGGUACUGAGCGCUCUCAGAGGCAAAAAUGUUGGCAAUUUAAUCAGGAAGUUUUGAAUGAAGAUUACAUGUGGCUUUAAAACUAUUAAUCCUACUUGUUGAGACGUGUUCAUGUUUCCUGGUGUGGAAUCUCAUUUGUUCUGCAUUGGAUUAAAUCCACUUCAGCGUAAAAGGGAAGUUACUCAGGUAAUUGAAGUCCUCUGUUGUUGCACACCUAUUUUUAUACUGUUCAAGUGGUGUUUUAGCAUAGUCAGCUUUUUGCUCCAGAGGAUCCAUGUGUGUCAUAAAAGAUUAUUUUGUGUUUCUCUUCCGUUCACACACCGCUCCCCCCACCCAGUAUUCAGUCCUCUGACUCCACAGAUUUUGAAUGGUUAAAAUGAAUGUACUAGUUUUUAGUUUUUUGUCCAUAUAAAAUGUUAAUACUCACACGGCCAAACUAAAAACACCAAAGUAAGAAUGUCUUUGCAGACAACCCUUUUCUCUGAGUAACGUCAUGUAACUCAAAGGAAAACUGUAUAUACUGGAUAUAUUCUCAAAGUUGUCAAAAGAUGAAGCCCUAUUAGAAGGCACAGGAUGGAGGCAACAGUCUUAUUAAUAUUCCAGAGGAAUAUUAAUUUAAGGAGGAAACAAAGAGUCUUAAAUUCCCCGUGGGAUUCUAGGAGUGAUAUUUGUGAUGCUCUAGAGAAAAAAAACUGAAGUUACUACUACACAGUAUUUUUUACAGGUAGUCAGUCCAGUGUUGUGCUGCUUCUAUGAUGUAUAUACGAGUCACGAUGUUUACAAAAAUCAGAGAUACAUUCUAAUUGUGAGCUUAAAGUGUUCCUAUGUAUGGAUAUGUUAUAUGUUAUAAAGCUGUUUUGAUGUUUUUGUUUUUUUCAUGUGUUGGUUUAUGGGAUGUUGGCAAUAUUUGGUUAUGUACAUAGGCCAAAACAGAACAGUUGAAUAUCUUUGUAAUUUACUAUACUUAGCCUGCAUGAUUGGCAGGGUAGCUCACAUGAUCUAUUAUACCAAAGAGAAAAGACAUGAUAAGCUGCCAGAGAAGAGGUUAUACUGAAGAUUUUAUUUGUAUUAUCCUCCACCAUCACGUUUACAGUGACCAGAUUGUCUUAAUUUUGCAGUAAUAUUUUAUUUUUUUCUUGUCUUUAAAAAAAUAUUUUGCUAUUAUAUAUAAAAGACCAAAACCAAGAAUGAUUGAACUUACAAUUUCAGUGUCAUAUAACAAAUUCCCGUUUGCCAUAGAGCUCCUAGCUGCUUUUGACAGUCAAAAGGAACAUUUUCAUUCUGCUAUAAUUAUGACGUAAGCUUGACUGGAUUGACUACAAUAGUAAUUACAGGUGGCUGCAUGCCGCAGUGAUGAAAAUAGAAAAAGACAGACUGAGGGAAACCUUUAUAAAGUCAUGUUACCGUACCUUGCUGCCACAGAAGAUUUAAAUAUCUGUCAUCCAUUUGUAUCCUUUAUAAUGGGUAAUUUAAUGCAUUUCUCCCAGGCUUGUGACAACUGAAAGUUAGCCUAAUUUGCAGACCAUCAAAGAGUAUACCAUGUUACUGUUGUAUAAUCCAGUUUUUCACUCAGAGGUCGGGCAAUGUCAGAGCAUGAAGAUCUUUUUUUUUUUUUUUUGUAAAUCAAGAACACUUGGAAAAUUCUCUUUGACCACUUUAAUACCCUUUAAUAUGGUGUUUUGUUCUGAUUGUAUUAUGUAAAAAGAUUGUGUUUUGGAAUCAAGUGUACAAUAGGGCCAAUAACCGUAGAGCUAAGGUUGUAUUUCAUUGUUUCAAAUACCUCUCAUGGAAGUAUAAUGUGUAUUCCAUUGUCAUUUAUUUAUCUUGUGCCGAAGUGUACUCAGUGGACUUGACUUUAUAGUCUUCAUGCUUUAGAUACUGUAAUGCGGGCAGUGACACAUCAUUCAGUCAUUCUCUCUUCACUCCUUUGUGAUGUAGGCAUGUUGUAGAUACCAGUGUAAACUUCAGAUGAGAUUGGAGGAUGCUUUCUGAUCUCUAUUGUUCAUCAGUGAAUUGUGAAUAAGAUAAUAAAUCUAUAAUUCUACUGUC